CCGAAUAAAUUAGACAGGAAUCGGCCGGUGUCGUUGAAGUGCGUUUCGAACGGCUGGCGGACGAGCAAGGUCGAGGCUCCUACUCGGAAUAAAAAUGAAGGUGGCACAGCUGGCGCAGCGACGAGCAACGAUGCUGCUCGCGAUCGCUGUUUGCAUGAUCGGGAUCGCCGGCAUCGGAUGCGAUGCCUCGCAGCCGGAAACGCAGGCGCCGACCGGAAGGAUCCGCGGCUCUAUUCUGGAGUCGAACCUCCGCCGGAAGAUUUAUUCCUUCCGCGGCGUGAGAUACGCCGAGCCGCCCACGGGGCCGCGACGUUUUCAGGUUGCCACUCCGGCGGCCGACUGGAACGAUGUUUUCGACGCGUCCGAGGAAGGCCCCAGCUGCCCGAACGUGCGCCGAUCGCAGCCGACGUCCGAGGACUGUCUCCGAUUGAACGUGUACACCACGAAGCUACCCUCGAGGACCGAGAAUGUCAGCAGACCGGUCCUCGUCUUCUUCCACCCUGGAGGGUUCUACUCAUUCUCCAGCCAGAGCCUCUUUUUCGGGCCCCAAUACAUCAUGGACAAGGACAUCGUGCUGGUCACCGUGAACUACCGCCUGACAUCCUUAGGAUUCAUCAGCACCGGCGACUCCGCUGCGCCAGGGAACCUGGGCCUGAAGGACCAAGUGCUGGCGCUGAGAUGGGUCCAGAGGAACAUCGCUGCCUUCGGCGGAGACCCUAACUGCGUGACCAUUAGCGGCUACAGCGUCGGCGGCCUCAGCGUGAUGCUGCACCUGGUGUCCCCGAUGUCCAAGGACCUCUUCCACAGGGCCAUCGUGAUGAGCGGAUCACUGCUGACCACCGAACCCUAUCCGACCGAGCAGAAGCAGCUCGCUCAAAGACAGGCUACCCUUCUCAACUGUACCACUGGCGACAACCAGGCGAUGAUCGACUGCCUCAGGACCAAGCCUGUCGAGCACUUCACGGACUCCAUCCGCGAUAUGUUUGAUUGGCACGGUGAUCCUAUAGUGGUAUGGUACCCGGUCGUGGAGCCUUCCCUUCCGGGAGUGGAACGAUUUUUGCCGGAUCAACCCGUCAAUUUAAUCAGACGAGGACAUUUCCACCAAGUCCCGACCAUAUUCGGGGUAACCAAGGACGAGUUCGGCGGCGUGGUCGUCUCGUUCGAGAACCAGACCAAAGCAGGAAACAAUUACUACGGCGACAUGAACGACAACUUCGAUCGCAUUGCGCCGAUCAGUUUCAUGUACGAGCGCGGAACGAACCGAUCGAAGUAUAUCAGCGACCAGUUACGCAGCUUCUACUUCCGUGGGAAGCCGAUCGAUUCGGAGAGCAGGAACGGUCUCGCCGAGCUGUACGCGGACAGCGUGAUUAUAUUCUCGAUGCACCGAGGCGCGAAACUGGUUGCGGAGAACUCGAAGAAACCGGUGUACUUCUACGAGUUCGCUUUCCAGGGACGCUACAGUUUCGUCAGAUGGAAUGCGAGCACCACUUACGGUGUGGUGCACCACGACGAUCUGCAGUACCUGUUCUUCAUGAAGGCGAUCUUCCCGUUCUUCGAGAGCAACGCGCCCGAGAUCCCGAUGGUGGAGUUGUACACGUCGAUGUGGACGAACUUCAUGCAGACCGGAGAACCGAUCCCGAAGGACGGCCCGUACAAGCACAUCGUCUGGGACAGGUUCACGUCGCAGAAGGACAACUACCUGGAGAUCAAUGUGGAGCCGACGAUGAGAACCGGCCUGCACCCUGCCAGAAUGCACGAAUGGGAGACGCUGUUCCCGCUGCCCCCGCUGUCUUGCCCCGUCGCUGUUCAGUGCUCGCGCGAGCACCGGUCGAGCGCGACACAGCCGAAGCGAUCCAACGCUUGCAGAACUUCCGCCGAGAAGCAGAGCUUUCGCAGUCGAGACACGCAUCGGAACGAACGCGGGAUGAGGACCGCUUUGUUAAUUUUCUUCUGCUGUUGCGCGGCCAGCAUCGUCGCCGCGCAGAACGCGACCGAGGAGAAACCGGUGCUGGUGAACCCGCCGACUGGGCCCAUUUGCGGCUCCAUUUUGAACUCGAGAUUGGGCCGGAAGAUCUACUCGUUCCGCGGCAUCAGAUACGCGGAGCCGCCCGUCGGACAACAGCGUUUCCAACCGCCGAUUCCCGCAGCCGAUUGGCAGGACACCUUCGAUGCCAGCGAGGAGGGACCAAGUUGCCCUUAUCCGCGGGCCGAGAAACCCUCCGAGGAUUGCUUGCGGUUGAACGUGUACACCACGAAACUGCCCUGCGAAGGCGAGACUGUAUCGAGGCCAGUGAUGGUGUUCAUCCACCCCGGUGGCUUCUACAGCUACUCCGGUCAAAGUUCGUGGUGGGGUCCGCAGUACAUCAUGGACAAGGACAUCGUUAUGGUUUCCAUCAACUAUCGCUUAGGGUCCUUAGGUUUCCUGAGCACCGGCGACAACUUGGCGCCAGGUAACAAUGGUCUGAAGGACCAGGUGAUAGCUCUCCGAUGGAUCCAGAGGAACAUCGCUCACUUCGGUGGCAACCCGAACGCCGUCACUCUCGUUGGCGACAGCGCCGGCAGCUUCAGCAUCAUGUUACACAUGGUGUCGCCUAUGUCUCAGAAUCUGUUCCACAGAGCUAUCUCCAUGAGCAGCUCGGCGAUGGCGGCGGAUGUCUAUAGCGGCAUCUCGAACUCGGGACAGAAAGAGCUGGCUAAGAAGCAAGCCGAGCUGCUGAACUGUCCCACCGACACCACCGGCUCCAUGUUGCUCUGCCUGAACACGAAGCCUUUCGAGAACUUCAGUGACACCCUGUCUUCGAUGUUCGAUUGGAAAGGCAACCCGAUCCUGCUCUGGCAUCCGACGGUGGAACCCGAGGUCCGUGGUGUCGAGAGAUUCCUGACCGCUCAACCGUACGACUUGAUCAAGCAAGGAAAAUUCAAACAGGUGCCGUACAUACUCGGCGUCACGCAGGAUGAGUUCGGAGGAGUAUCCGUUGCUUACGAGCUCGACUACAGGAGAAAUGGCACGUCCUAUCAGGAACUGAACGACGAGUGGUACCGCCUCGCUCCCAUCAUACUCUUUUACGAACGCGACACUCCUCGAUCGCACCACAUCAGCAGGGAACUGAGGAACUUCUACUUCCAGGACAGGCCGAUCAACUCGGCUACCAACAAAGAAGUUGGUCUGCUGUACGGCGACGGCAUAAUUAUAUUCCCUAUGUACCGGGCGGCCAAGCUGUUCGCUACCUACUCCAAACAACCGGUGUACUUCUACAAGUUCACGUUCAAGUCGCGCUACAGCUUCCAAAUGUGGAACGCCACCACGCCAUUUGACGGUGUGUCUCAUCAAGACGACCUGCAGUACCUGUUCUGGCUGAAGAAACUCUUCCCGUACUUCGAGAGCGACGCGCCGGAAAUCCCCAUGGUGGAGAUUUCCACCUCCAUAUGGUCGAACUUCGUGGAGACCGGCGAACCAAUACCGAGGAACGACGAGAAGUUCCGAAACGUGACGUGGGACACGUUCGUGCCGUCGCGAACCGAUUACCUCGACUUGAAUCUACAUCCGACUAUGAGGACGGACUUCUUCCCGGAGAGAAUGCGUUUCUGGGAGAGGCUGUUCCCUCUGCCAUCCGGGCCGCAGGGCGCGAGCGCGAAAUAUGGCGGCUCGCACAGCGUGAAACACUGAGAACUUCUCGAACCGAUUUCGUUUCGAUCAACGCGACUAGUCUUCUGUCCAAAGACGAAGCAGUAUAAAUAUAGCAAGAUGCAGAGAU
Megalopta genalis is the source of this 3755-nucleotide messenger RNA. RefSeq lists its product as uncharacterized. The record is from RefSeq and is a predicted model, not a curated record. Lineage: Eukaryota; Metazoa; Arthropoda; Insecta; Hymenoptera; Halictidae.